CCAAAAAAUCAAUCCCGAUCGCGACACGCGACGACAGCCGAACCCGACCCAUCACCCACCUCGGUGGAGCGAACUGCCUCCGUCAGAUCCAGAUCCAACGGCCAGCAUUCCCUCUCCCCUUCUCUCUCUUUCUCCUCUACCGGCACCGACCAAGCUCAAGCGGCCGCCGCCUCCUCCCGACGCGAAUCUCGUUUGCUCUCCGCCGCAAAAUCUCCCGAUGGCUCUCGACGCCACCGCGCCGUCGAGCGGCGGCGGUGGGGAUGGAGACGAGGCCGUGCGGCCGUUGCUCCCCGCCGCCUCCGACGCGGAGGCGGAGGAGCUGGACGCGAUGUACGCGCCGUACGCGCGGCGGGACGCGUACGGGACGAUGGGCCGAGGGGAGCUCCCGGCCCUGCGGCGGGUGGAGCUGGUCCUCAGGGCGGUCCUCCUCGUCCCGGUCCGGUUCGUCGCCGGGAUGCUCCUGCUCGUCGCCCACUACCUCGUGUGCCGCGCGUGCACGCUGUUCGUGGACGGGGUGGCGGAGGGGCGGUCGCGGCUGGAGGGGUGGAGGAGGGUGGCCGUGGUGCAGUCCGGCCGCGCGCUGGCGCGGGCAAUGCUCUUCGUCUUCGGGUUCUACUGGAUCCGCGAGACCGACCGAAGCUGCUCCCCAAAUGCUGAGGAUAUACAUCAAGAUCAAUCUGAAGAAUUGGAAAUACCAGGGGCAAUUGUGUCUAAUCAUGUGUCUUAUAUAGAUAUUCUUUAUCACAUGUCAGUUUCUUUUCCAAGCUUUGUUGCAAAGGAGUCGGUGUCGAGGUUACCCCUAGUUGGCCUCAUUAGCAAAUGUCUCGGAUGCAUUUUUGUUCGACGAGAAUCCAAAGGUUCAGAUUCUAAAGGAGUUGCAGGUGCUGUAACUGAAAGGGUCCAAGAGGUUUCUCAACAUAAGAAUUCCUCGAGGAUGUUGCUGUUUCCUGAGGGUACUACCACGAAUGGGGAUUACCUUCUUCCAUUUAAGACAGGAGCCUUUCUUGCAAGAGUACCAGUUCAGCCAGUCAUCUUAAGAUAUCCUUACACAAUGUUUAGUCCAGCCUGGGACUCCAUGGAUGGGAUAUCUACCCUGACUUGGAGGAUCGAAAGGUGUGAGCAAGAACACUAGAAAACACAACGAAAGUAUGCUCUACAAAUUUCACUUAGAACGUCAAGAAAUUAGGGGAAAUUCUCAGUAAGAAGGUAAUAGAAAAGCUUGAUUGUAGCUUUUGAUCUCACAGAAGUUGGUUUUUUUAGGACAAAGAAAUUUGAUUAUAGUCGAGUAAUUUUCCUGAAAUAUUAAAUUGUUGUAAUUGAAGAUUGAACCAAAAUUAAGGGCACCUGAAUUUUUAAUGGCGUGAGCACUUUGCCCUACCCCUGGCACUGCAGUAUGGGCCUGAUCAGCGCCUACAAGUAGAGACAGGAAUCCAUCAGCAAAGUAUGUAAAUCGUGCUAGUCCAGACUCCAGGAUAUCAUUUUGCUCCAGGAUUGAUGAUAUUUGGAGUAUUUUGUUAGGAUACUAUGGCCUAAUGGCCUGAACCUAGGACUUGCAAUUCACCUCAUAUAUUUUUCAUUAACAAUGUUGUUGCCAAUUUCUGUUGAGUUGAUAUAUAAUAUGGAGUCUCCCUUUGUACUAAAGUACAGGCUGUUGAAAUCAUUAGAUUGCUUGCUUCUUGUUAUAAAUCAUAUUUUAGCUAGUUUAGUAAAUUCUAAAAGACAUGCUAUUGUAUUAUGAACACCGAUACUGCCAGCAAUUUGUGUCCAUACAGUUCACAAUGCAAACAUAAUUAGAGGAUUAGAGCACCUUUUUCGUGUUUCUAUGUAACAUCCAACCAAGUCUUGAUGGUUGUUACGAGUCCUUUUCAGAAGCAUAUGGAAUGUGAAACUGUAAUGCUAUGCAUAGGGUGUUGUUUCUACUGGGGCCUUUACCAUUUAUGGCUUUUGAACAAUACAAUUGAAUUAUGAAAAAAUGGUAUUCGUAAA
Messenger RNA from Oryza brachyantha (malo sina), 1986 nucleotides. RefSeq names its product lysophospholipid acyltransferase LPEAT1-like. NCBI's taxonomy places the organism in Eukaryota, Viridiplantae, Streptophyta, Magnoliopsida, Poales, Poaceae. The transcript is spliced from 7 exons. The record is from RefSeq and is a predicted model, not a curated record. Gene Ontology annotation, molecular function: lysophosphatidylethanolamine acyltransferase activity. Gene Ontology annotation, cellular component: endoplasmic reticulum. Gene Ontology annotation, biological process: phospholipid metabolic process. The coding region runs from base 218 to 1132 and encodes 304 amino acids.